CUGAUGCUGAUUUUAUUGAAACUUUAUCGUCUGGGUGUGAGACUGUCGAGCCGGAUGGUGAAUUUGCUCCUCGCGUGACUCCUGCUGCACUCGGUACCGAUUUCAACAAUAAUAUUCAGAUUAAAAAACAAUUCGUCCCUUCUGUGCUAUCUAAAGACACAAUGAAUAAUAUCCAGACGCAACAUAAGAAACCAAACAGCGUAGGAGUCAUGAAUAUUACAGAAAGUGUUCAUGAAAUAGGAGCAUCAUCAGUCAGGACUGAAAAUUCACACCUUCAGGAAACAACGGACACCCAGACUGUUCAUCCUGAAGCUUGGAACGAGGAGAAAACCAUCGAACGUACAGACACAGAAGCUGCACGUGUUGUGGAUAUCGGCGUAUCUGAGGAACAGGGAUGUGAGACUAGUGAUGUCGAGGUGGAUGUGAUGGAUCAGAGUAAUCAGGUGCUCACAGGUACAGGAGAUGAGACCCCUGAUGCAGGAUGGACCACUGAUGAUACUGAUGUAGAUGAUGGACAGGCUCUCGCUCUUAAGGGACAGUUAAUAGGACUGACGGUUUUGCCAUCAAAUGAAGCUAUAACACAGAUAGAUUCACCAGUGGUCAGGAGCCAGAAAGAUGUUUCGCAAGAGGAUUCUGGGUGGACAGAUCUUAGCAGAUCCUCAUUAAACACCUUGGGUUCCUCAGCAGUGCUUCCUCUCGGAGAAAAUGAAGAUCAGGCUAAAGACGACGGCUCUGACGAAGAGGACGUCAUCGUGGAUGUCUUAGACUCCCCUGAUGUUCCGCCGUUUAAUCUGGCAGGUCAACAGUCUGUCAGGAUUUGGGCUAAUAAUGAGGAUGAGUUGGAGGAGGAAGAUGAGGUUGAUGUGUUGAUGUGACUGGAGGGGAAUCAGAACAUUUCUUACACUCGCAAGCACAGAUUGUGAGUCUAAACCAAGUGUUUUCUUUAAGGUUACCUUAGUUAUCAUUUAUUUGUGUACAAAAGGACUAAUAGUUAAUGCUUUAUUUUGGUAUGUUUAUUUAAAUGCUUAUUUCAGA
Messenger RNA from Trichomycterus rosablanca, 1035 nucleotides. RefSeq lists its product as uncharacterized. The record is from RefSeq and is a predicted model, not a curated record. The transcript has 2 exons. Bases 162 to 875 code for a protein of 237 amino acids. Lineage: Eukaryota; Metazoa; Chordata; Actinopteri; Siluriformes; Trichomycteridae.